AUGAGGCAACAACCAUCGAGAGCUCUCUUCCGCCUCGCCUUCCUCCAGAAUCUGUUCUCGCCUUACGCCGACCACGCGUACGAGCCCCUCCACGCGGAAGAAGCGCAAGAGGCCGAGGCGCGGGAAUCGUCGUCACUCGUCGGUGCCAUGGCUGCCCCUACCAAGAGCGGCCUCGACCCUACCACUCGCGCCGUGUCUGACGUCAACGACGGCGGCGGCGACGGUGCGGUAAACUCGGACUCGCGCCACCACCGCCCGCACCCCGCGAUGGCCAACCGUCCGAUGGCCUCGGACGGCGGCGGGACGUGCUCGGAGACUGUCGAGGCCUCGCAGGGCUUGUACAUCCUCGAGUCCAAGUCCGUCCGCUGGUGGAGCUACCUCGCCACCGCCGACUUCUGGAUCGUCGUUGCCAUUGGCCAGGUCCUGGCCCUGUGCAUCACCGCCACCAACACCUUUACGAGCUUCCUGCAGCAGGAAAACUUCAGCGCGCCCGCCUUCCAGACCCUGUUCAACUACGUCUUGCUGGCCGUCGUCUACAACGCCGUGCUGCUCGCCCGCGACGGCCCCGGCGCGUGGGCCCGCGUCGCCCGCCGCAACGGCUGGAAGUACCUCGUCCUGGCCUUCCUCGACGUCGAGGGCAACUACUUCACCGUCCUGGCCUACCAGUACACCAACAUCCUGUCGGCGCAGCUCCUCAACUUCUGGUCCAUCGUCUGCGUCGUCGCCAUCUCGUUCGGCCUCCUCCGCGUGCGCUACAGGCCCUUCCAGGUCCUCGGCAUCCUCGUCUGCUGCGGCGGCAUGGGCAUCCUCUUGGCCUCGGACUACAUGGUCCAGCGCGACGGCGGCGCGCCGGGCGGCGGCGAGACCAAGCUCAAGGGCGACCUGUUCGGCCUGCUCGGCGCCACCCUCUACGGCACCAGCAACGUGCUGGAGGAGUGGCUGGUCUCCAAGGCCCCCAUGCACCACGUCCUCGCCUUCAUGGGCCUCUUUGGCGCCGUCGUCAACGGCGUCCAGGCCGCCGUCUUCGACCGCGCCUCCAUCGCCGCCGCCGCCUGGAGCCCCAGCGUCGCCGGCCACCUCGCCGGCUACACCCUGUGCCUCACCCUCUUCUACACCCUGGCCCCGCUCAUCCUGCGCAUGGGCAGCGCCGCCUUCUUCGACAUCUCGCUCCUGACCGCCAACUUCUGGGGCGUCAUUGUCGGCAUCCACGUCUUCGGGCUGAGCAUCCACUUCCUGUACCCCGUCGCGUUUGUCUGCAUCGUCGUCGGCCUCGUCCUCUACUUCCUCUCGGGCGGCGUCCUGGGCGACUCCAAGAAGCCGUGGCUGGGCGAGAACCAGGAGGCCGGCGUGGCGGGCAUCGGCACCGCCAAGCUGCGCGCCAUCAACGCCGCCCGCGCCGCCCAGGGCGAGGCCGAGAGCGGUGGCGGCGCCGCCUCCAAGAUCCGCGCUCUGCUGGGCAGGAAGACGUGA
Molecule: messenger RNA, 1470 nt
Organism: Ustilaginoidea virens
Lineage: Eukaryota; Fungi; Ascomycota; Sordariomycetes; Hypocreales; Clavicipitaceae
Exons: 1
Coding region: 1-1470 (489 amino acids)
Biological process (GO): transmembrane transport
Cellular component (GO): membrane
Molecular function (GO): transmembrane transporter activity
Source: RefSeq, a predicted model, not a curated record